Molecule: messenger RNA, 1088 nt
Organism: Physcomitrium patens
Lineage: Eukaryota; Viridiplantae; Streptophyta; Bryopsida; Funariales; Funariaceae
Product: 18.1 kDa class I heat shock protein
Source: RefSeq, a predicted model, not a curated record
CUUUCAAAUCUUCCUGUUUUGCAGCUGCAUCUCGAAGAACUGAGGCACAUCUGAGCUCGCAGCUUCACCCUUGACUAUUUUUUUUGAUUGAGCUCACUGUUCUUGAAUCAUCAGUCGUUUACCGUCCAGUUAGAUUCGACACACUAGAGGAUGGUUCUCGUUUUGUCACAGUGGUUUGGGCGAGGUUGCGCCAAGUGUUCAACGUUAGGCUUGUACAGUCCAAUGUUCCCCGAUCUUGUUAUUGUCAAAGUUCCUUUACAUAGACAGUCUUGUGCGCCAGCGAGUAGCCCUGCCGUUCACAACACCCGUGCAGUGAGAUGGGAUGAAACAGCAGAGGCUCAUGUCUUCAAGCUUCGCCUUCCAGGACUAAAGAAGGAGGACCUGAACGUUCAGAUAGAUGAUCGGAUUCUAUACAUCAGUUACAACAGUGAGCCCAAAAUCGAUAAAAAGGAGGAUGAAGCGUUGUCCAGCUCCCAGAGUAAAGAGAAGAAAUCUGGAAGCUGCAGCUUUAAGCGCAAGUUCAAGCUUCCAGAGAAUGCAGACUUGGAGCAAAUCAAAGCUGAUGUAACCAAUGAGACUUUAACAAUCACUGUACCUAAGCUCGCGAUGAAGUCACCAGAGAUUUGCAUAAUCAAUGUGAAAAGUAGUGAUCCGGCAGCAACCCCACAUGCCACCUCAUCGACGACUCCAUCAGAUAAGUCCAAGGCUGCCAAUGGAUCCCAAUGUCCCUCAACCUAGUGCACAACCUGACAUCAUCGCUCAGUUGUUGUUGUAAAAGUUCAUCACUACUCAAUGAGCUUAAAUUACAUAUACGUUAGGAAUAGAUCACAGCAUGGAUACAUACCAGACAGGGCUGAUUCUAUUGGUUGGGACCUUAAAGAUUUCUAAGAACUAAGUUGCUAGGAUCCACCAAGAAUCAAGUGAUUAAAGAUUUUCAAUAACCAUCUCUUUCCUUUUCUUAGACUUUUGAUUUAGCUUUGGAAGUAAACAAUCAUUUCAAUGGAUAGGUUUGAUUUCAAAUUUUUAAACCAAGACCAACCAAUCUCUAACUAUUACAAUUCCAUUAAUAAAGAUGAUCAUUUUAAGGA